AUGUCUCGGAGUACCAAUGACGCCACAGAACUGACCAGAUUCGAUUCGAGCGACAGUGGAGGAGUAUCGAUCGGAGACCCAACCGCCGGCUCCAGCGACUCUCUGCGACUCAUGAAAAGGGACCAUUCUUCCGAAUACCAGCUGAGACACGAUUACACAAUUAUGAAGACGUCUCAAAGCACGACAAGCGUUGGCACUCCAUCGAAAGAGAUCGAAAUGAGCCUGGAAAAUGACGCAGACAACUAUCCUGCAAGUUGCAGCAGCGAGUAUUAUAUCACUAGAAAGGUGGGUUGAAAAUUAUCAAAAUUUGAAAGAAUUUGUAAGUUUUGCAGGACUUUGGAAAGCCGGAACCACAACUGGCAAACGUUCUGAAAGAGUUCUACUGGAAAGAGUUGGUGUAUGCGAAAGAUAUGAGAUUAGUAAAUGAGGUAUACAUUAGAAGUAACACAAUUUAUUCUACAAAUACGUCUUCCAGUCGUUCUUUAACAAAAUCAGAGACCAUGUUGCUGAUUGUCGCUUUCUACAAGAACUGUUUGGUUCUUUGAAGGAGUUCGCGCCGAUUCAUCAACCUUUCAUUGACGCUCUCAAAGAAUCCAUGAAUGAGUUAGUUGGAAAGUGAUUAUACAUCUUUAAUUUCGGAAUUUCAGACCGGAUGACGUAAAAGCAGCCACAGUCGCACCUGUUUUGCUCGCCACAGUCCAUAAUUUGACUCCCCUUUACCAGUCUCUCGUUCAAAACUUUCCGAUAUACAUUUCCGCGUUGGACCAGCUAUAUCGCUCGAGAAUCCCAUUCAGAACUAUCAUGUCGUAAGUUCAACGGAGUUUUCUAAGUUUCAAUUUGAUUGGUUCUUCAGAAAGUUUGAGUCAUCGAAAGAGUGCUACAUUCAAGUCAACUGGCUCCUCUUGAAAAUACUGAACCGACUCAUAAACUGGCAACCAGUUCUCGCCCGAAUUAUCGAGAUUCAACUGUCGGACGGCGGAAACGAAACAGAGUUGACUGCUUUCCGAGUGGCGAUGGAUAAGAUCAUCGAGUUCGCGAAGAAGACGAAAGCAACAAGAACGUCUCUGGAGGAGUACAUUCAUGUUCUGCAAGUGGAACGAGAUACUGGACUGGUUGGUGUUCUGACUCAUCCCAACCGCAAAAUUCUACGUGUCGGGUUUGUGCUCCGAUCUGCUCGUCGGGCGCCCUGUAGUAGAGUUAUGGUAUUGUGUACCGAUCGGAUACUUUUCGGACAUCGUGGUGCAAAUCUUGAUGGAAACUUCUUUACCGUUCACGCAGAGUUCAAGCUCAAGGGAAUGAUGGUAACUUGUUUCGAAUCGAAAGAGAAAUUCAGAAAUUUUGUUUCAGAUCGAUGAAGGAGACACGUACAAAGUAAUGGACGGAGAGAAGGACGUCAUCACCCUCCAUAAUGCUGAUAUCUCCAUUGUCUUUGCUGCUCCCGAUCGUGCCUCGUGGAUUGAAGACAUCACUGAAGCGAUUAAGAAUGCAGCUCGCGCUAAGAUCGAUCUACCUAGUCUGGUGAUGGAGAGAAAAGAGGAAAAUGACAUUGACAGUGAGCAUUCUAACAAUUGACCUGGUUUCAUGCAAAUUUUCAGUGACAAAAGUGCUUCUGCCGGAAGAAUCACCGGUUUCAAAGAUGAGCCCUCUUCAAAUAUGCUGGUACAGGAAAUGCUCAUUUGGAAGGAAAGAUGUGAACAAAAUGAUAACCAACACAAUGUGUGGUUAUCUGAAAAGGAAACUGCGAAACUCUGCCGGUUGGCAAGAGUUGUGGGUGGUAAUGUGCUGUCAUACUCUCUACUUUUACAGAAAUCACAAUGUAAGUUGACAGAUAGUCUAUUAUUUUCAUAUCAGCCGAUAUUUGCAGGACCAAGAACCCCUCGCUCAUUUGUCCCUCAUGGAUUACGGUGUGGGUCUCCCGACCGUCGCCGACAACAUCAAUAAUCACGAGAACUGCUUCAAGCUGUUCUAUGGAUCACACACUUACUUUUUCCGCACCGAAUCCUAUUACUUUUUCGAAAGGUUCGUUUCGUUCCGUUCCACUUCUCAUUUCCGUGUCUCAAUCUGAUACCGCCGCCAUUUUCAAUUAACUUUUUGUUCCGAACUUGCAGAUGGGUCGAUUCGAUCUUCCAAGCGGCCAUCUCCCGCGACUCGCUCGAUGUCGUCACCGCUCUUGCUCUCCGCAUCUGA
Molecule: messenger RNA, 2187 nt
Organism: Caenorhabditis sp. 36 PRJEB53466
Lineage: Eukaryota; Metazoa; Nematoda; Chromadorea; Rhabditida; Rhabditidae
Source: the annotation of a GenBank genome assembly